Rhopalosiphum maidis (corn leaf aphid) is the source of this 1366-nucleotide messenger RNA. RefSeq lists its product as uncharacterized. NCBI's taxonomy places the organism in Eukaryota, Metazoa, Arthropoda, Insecta, Hemiptera, Aphididae. The transcript is spliced from 5 exons. The coding region runs from base 127 to 699 and encodes 190 amino acids. The record is from RefSeq and is a predicted model, not a curated record.
GAUAAUUUCAAACUAACACUGUUUAGUUGUGUUUCUAUACUCAUCCAGUUUGAACAAAUAUUUUAUAUAUUUUGUAGAAAAUAAUUAUUUUUUAAACUCACGUUUGUAAAUUAUUUAUAAUAAAAUAUGCUUUCGUCGUGCUUUGGAUUGCCUUUGCGAACAGGAACAAAUAUUAUCGCGAUUAUUAAUUUGAUCGCAUCGAUUUGUUAUAUUUGUUAUUACAUUUGGGACUAUACUUUUAGUCACUCAACGGUAAGCAAAACUUUGGAAUUCAAUGAAAUUGAUCAGUUAUUUGAAGCUACAGACAAAAUGGUUUUGAAUUACAUCACAUUAGUUUUUAUGCUCGUUGGAUUUUCUUCACUGUUCGCAAGUUUUGGCUUGAAACAAGCAACAUCGAAUAAUGCUACACACAAGAUUUAUCUAUGGCUUUUGAUUGGUUAUGUUCAACUUGGUACAGUUUUCACCAUUGAGAUUGUUGUACUAAUGAAACAUUCAAAUUUCGUCAAACAUAAUAUAUUUGGAUUGAUCACAUACUUUGCGCUUUUGGACGCUAUUUUAGUAUACCAGCUGUUAGUAGUACAGUCAUUCUAUAAAGAAGAGAAAUUAAUUGAAGAGACCAAUUACUCUAGACUGCGUUCGGACUUAACAUCACAAAUUGAAGAACAAAAUGAAGAAGAGUUUCAAAAUGUAGAUCUUUAAUAUAACUUUAAUUUUUGUAUUAUUCUUGUUUAUUUUGACAUAAGUAUACCUACCUAGUAUGUAUCUUUAUAAUGGGCAUAUUAUGUUAUUAUUAUUAAAUUUAUGUUUUUGUAAAAAUUUUGAUUGACUAUUGAGGUAGGUAUAGUCUACAUACUAAGCUUUUAAAUGUUGUUAAAUGUAAAAAUCAUUUUUAACUUCAACUAAUACCAAUAUAAGUAAUACAAGAUUUUAUUGCUAAGCGUAGAUGAUGAGCAAAUCCAAUUUGAUUCAAUUUGAACUUUAGAAAUUAUGUUAAUACAUCACAUAUAUAUAUAUAUAUAUAUAUAUAUAUAUAUAUAUAUAAUAGUAUUUAGUUGAUACAGCCGAUAUAGGCAUAGUUAUGUUAAUUUCAAUUUUAACCUUUUCAUCAUUAAAAAAAAAACUAUACACAAUUAUAACCAUUUAAAAAUGAAAUAAUUUGUAAAACUAUAUAAGUAUGUAGGUAAUUGUUAUAUACAUUAAUACAUUAUAUUACGUACCUAUUAUGUAAAAAAAAACCUUGUUAACAACUCCAUGGACGUACUCACGGGAUGGGAGGUUAAACCUCCCCCAUAGAAAAUUCCUAAGAACGCCCCUGAACAACUCCCAUUUUUAUUAUUUCAAUGUUAACGUCAAUGUAUUACAAAAA